Patiria miniata (bat star) is the source of this 3256-nucleotide messenger RNA. Its product is annotated as gamma-aminobutyric acid type B receptor subunit 1-like. Gene Ontology annotation, cellular component: G protein-coupled receptor heterodimeric complex; membrane. Lineage: Eukaryota; Metazoa; Echinodermata; Asteroidea; Valvatida; Asterinidae. The transcript has 18 exons. Gene Ontology annotation, molecular function: G protein-coupled GABA receptor activity. The coding region runs from base 198 to 2531 and encodes 777 amino acids. The record is from RefSeq and is a predicted model, not a curated record. Gene Ontology annotation, biological process: gamma-aminobutyric acid signaling pathway; G protein-coupled receptor signaling pathway.
UUGUGUUUAGCUGUUUUGACGGAGUUGUACCUUGUCGAUCAUUCCUAGAUUUUUUCGAUUUAGUUUCAGCAAUAUUAGAAGCCGCACUGAGCGCACUGACACACAGAUCUAAAAACAUCCACAGGCAGCGGUCGAAGAAUACGUCAAGCGCACUGGCACAGAGAUCUAAAAACCGUACCACAGACAGCGGCCCAAGAAUGCUGCAAGGGCGCCUGCUAGUUCUGUGUUUUCUGCUUCGUGUGGCCUCAUGCUCUGGUCAGCCCAAUGCCACCAAGCUGUACCUACUUGGGCUGUUUCCCUGGACGGGUGCGUGGGACGGGGCUGAGGCCACGGUACCGGCAACUAUGCUGGCCGUACAGGAUAUAAACGCCGAUCCUAAGCUGCUACCGGAUUACGAAUUGGUCGUCAUUACUCGGGAUACGGAGUGCGAUGGAGGAACAGCAACUGACGAAAUGUACAAGGAAUUGUACAACACCAGCACCACCAAAAUUAUGAUUUUAGGUCCCGCGUGCUCCAUUGCUACAGAGCCGACUGCGCAGGCGUCGCACCACUGGAACCUGGUUCAGAUAUCAUAUUCGGCGACUUCUCCCAAACUAUCCACUCGGUCGCUUUUCCCGCGCUUUUUCCGCCUCCUGCCGCCGGACUCGAUGUUGAACGUGGUCAAGAUAGCCAUGUUCAAGGAGUUCCACUGGACCAAAGUGGCGACAAUUCAAGAAUCCGCUCCUCUCUUUUCCCUGACCACUGCUGACUUCCACAUUGAAGCAAAACAGGCAGGAAUUGAAGUGAUAGCGGCAGAGACCUUCAUAGAUAACCCCACGACUCAAAUUGAGAACAUCCAGAAAUCGGGAGCUCGAAUCAUAGUUGCUGGUUUCUAUGGCAACAUGGCGCGGAGGGUUUUCUGUGCAGCCUACCACCAGAAGAUGUAUGGCGCCAAGUACGUCUGGAUUGUGCCAGGCUGGCUGGAAUGGCAUUGGUGGCGGAAAACAGACGCCUCUAUCGACUGCUCAGUUGAACAAAUGGACGAAGCCGUGGCCUACCACUUUGCUGUGAAUAUUGAUAAUCUACCGUCCGAUGCCAACCGAGCUCCGUCGCUAUCAGGAAUGACUAGCCGCAAAUUCCUAGAGAGGUUUGCAGCAGUCGUUGACACGGAUGAUCCUUCGUCACUGACAGGCUUCAUGGAGAAGUCCUUCGCUUAUGACACGGUCUGGACGGUGGCCCUAGCUCUACAUGAAGCUGAAAGACAACUAAGCCAGCUAGAUCCUCCGAGAACAGUGGCAGAUUUCGCCUACGACAGCAUCACUUGUCAGAUUCUCUUUGAUGUCAUCAGUAGCCUUUCUUUCGAGGGAAUCUCUGGUCCUAUCAAGUUCAAUUCAAACGGUGACCGAUUGGGACUUAUUUUGCUCAGACAGCUGCAAGAUGGCAGCGAUGUCAAAGUUGGGACAUUAGACCCAACCACAGGAACCGGUAGAGACAUCACGUGGCUUGGAUACGAACCAAUCAGCUGGCUAGGUGGGGCGCCACCAAUUGACUUCAUUAUUGAAAGAGAGGAUCGGCAGACAAUACAACUUUCACUUUUCCUCACCGGCGCCAUCUUGGCUACAGUUGGGAUCGCUCUGGCUUGCUGCUUCCUGGCUUUCAACAUCCACUUCAAGAAACUUCGCGUGAUCAAGAUGUCGAGCCCCAACAUCAACAACUUGAUGCUGAUUGGUGGAAUGCUAGCCUACGUUGCCAUCAUCUUCCUGGGUGUGGAUACCAACAUUGCAUCCACAGACACCUUUGUGUGGAUGUGUAGGGCCAAGACCUGGUGUCUGUCCAUCGGGUUCUCCCUUGCCUUCGGCUCCAUGUUCAGCAAGACCUGGCGAGUCCACAAGAUAUUCACCAACAAAACUGCUGCGAAAAUGGUUUUGAAAGAUAGUCGACUCUUCUGCUUCGUUACCACCUUGGUUCUACUCGACGUGUUGAUUCUGGUCUUGUGGGAAACACUGGACCCUCUUGUGGCGACAGAGCGUUUUGGAACGAAAGUGAUUGACGACGAAAACGACGACAUCGUUUACACACCUAUCCGUAUGAUGUGUGAGUCUAGAAACCAGACCUACUGGAUUGGUGCCUUCUACGUCAUUGAUGGCCUGCUGUUGAUAUUUGGAGCUUUUCUGGCCUGGGAGACCAGGAAAGUCUCCAUCCCGGCGCUGAAUGACUCCAAGUACAUAGGCGUCUGUGUCUACAACGUCUUGAUCCUGUCCUUCGUUGGCGCUCCGGUGUCGUUUAUUCUGGAGGAGCGAAACGCCCACUACGCCCUGGUAGCUACCCUGAUCUGGCUGGCUACUACCCUGACACUUUGUGUUGUCUUUGUACCAAAAAUACGAACCAGAAAUGAUGUCCAGCCGGCUCAGAAUACACUGGUCUCGCAGGUGACCCAAAGUCACCAGGGCGUGACCUCCGUGGAUGCGCAGAAGGAACUCCAACUGCUGCGCCAGGAGAUUGGCCGCCUGAGAAAGAACCUCCAUGAUUUGGGUCAGGACGAUAAGGAGUAGGGGAUUCCUGAAAGGCCGUUCACGUGUUUACAACAAAAUCAACGAUAUGCAAGACCACGUGAUCGAGCAGAAAGAGACUAAUGAGUAAUGAACAUCAACAUGUUUGCCUCGUGUCCAUGCUUGGCCGGAACUUAAACGCAAAAUACAUUAGUUUGUUGCAGGUGAAAACGUAAUUAAUUGACUUCAUCUUAAAACAAAACAUAAGUGUAGAGGAAUCAGUAUUUGCAACAAUAGAAUGAUACUCAUAUAGUUUAUCAGUUUUAGUCUCAUUCUGUUAUAUUUCACAUGCAUUUUUCAUUGUGCAUCAACAUUGUUGUCUGAACAUUGUAAAGUUAAUUCGUGUAUAAAACAAUUAACAUAUAGAAUCUUAUAACAGUGAACAUAUUUUGCCUUGCUUCAACAAAUAUCGUAAGCUUGAUGUUAUUCUCAUCUUUUUAAAAAAAAUUGGGUAGUUUGUACAUUUCGUGAUCAGAGGAAUUAUUUUUUUUUAUUUCACAGAAGUAAGGGCUUUGCAGAAGUAGUGAGUGAAAAAAAAUAUGCAAAAUAUACAAAGCUUGUAUCACCUUAAAUGGCACAUUUACAAAUCCCGAGCCUCCGUGUUCAAUGUACAUUGUAAUUUUAUCAUAAUUAUGUUCACACUUGAUCGUCAUUUUCAAUAUUAAUUACCUUUAACCAAUUCGGGCGAUUCACAGUGCGCCACCAAGAGUUUGCCAUGAAGAUUCCAU